This is a messenger RNA of Colossoma macropomum (tambaqui), 3438 nucleotides long. It is a transcript of the gene gucy2g, whose product is annotated as guanylate cyclase 2g. The transcript is spliced from 22 exons. Gene Ontology annotation, molecular function: peptide receptor activity; guanylate cyclase activity; protein kinase activity. The record is from RefSeq and is a predicted model, not a curated record. Gene Ontology annotation, cellular component: membrane. Bases 1 to 3438 code for a protein of 1145 amino acids. Gene Ontology annotation, biological process: cGMP biosynthetic process; intracellular signal transduction; receptor guanylyl cyclase signaling pathway. NCBI's taxonomy places the organism in Eukaryota, Metazoa, Chordata, Actinopteri, Characiformes, Serrasalmidae.
AUGAAAGGUGCGUUAGACUGCAGAGCAGCUGAGAACACAGUAUGGUGGGCGUUGAUAUUUCUUUCAUUUUACACUCUUACCAACGUUGCUUACAGCCAAACAAGCACAAAUAAGUUGCUGAUAGGGUUCCAGGCCCCUUGGAACGCUUCAUAUCCAUUCAGUGUGCUGAAACUGGGCUCUGCCAUACAGAUCGCCAUAGACAAAGUCAACUCGAAUCCAUCGUUCAUUGAAAAUUAUACUCUUGACUUUGUGUAUGUGGACACUGACUGUAAUGCAAAGGUUUCACUUGGAGCUUUCAUAGACCAAAUGUGGAAGGACAAUAUAUCAGCGCUCUUUGGGCCACCUUGUCCUGAGGAGGCAGAGGUCACCGGCCUCAUUGCAUCCACAUGGAACAUCCCAAUGUUUGGCUUUGUGGGACAGACACCCAAAAUGGACAAUGUUCGUGUUUAUGAUAGUUAUAUUAAAGUCGUGCCUCCUCUUAAGAGAGUGGGAGAAAUUUUGGUUAAGACGCUGGAGUUCUUCGGGUGGAAGUAUGUUGGCAUCAUUGGAGGAGGUGCGGACUCCAACACAUGGGACAAAGUGGAUGCUCUUUGGAAAUCUGUGGAACAGCAACUCCAAGCGAAGGUAACUGUGACCGCUAGCAUCAGGUUUGAUUCGGGUGACCCUCAACUCAUUCACAGGAACCUGCAUCACAUCUCCAAGGUUGCAAGAGUCAUCAUAGUGUUAAGUAACGCUGAGGAUUCCACUAAGCUGGUGAUAGAGGCUGAGCGGCAGGGGCUGAUGAACGGAGAGUAUGUUUUUCUUCUGGUACAGCAGUUUGAGGUCAGUGGCAAUGUGGAUAACCUGUGGAAAUGUGCAGUCAGCGACAACAACCAAACAGCACUGAAAGCCUUCGACAUGGUGUUUGUAAUUGCAGAGAAGUCCUAUGAAGGAUAUGAUUACUAUGACUUCUUUGAACGUGUUUAUGAGAGGCUGAAAGGGGCUCCUUUUUACAGCAAUCUUUCUUCAGACAGAGAGGUAAGCCCUUAUGCUAGCUAUCUGCAUGAUGCAGUCCUGCUAUAUGCCAUGGGCCUUAAAGAGGUUCUCAAAGAUGGCCAAAACCCUCGGAAUGGACGAGAGCUUCUCAAGAAGCUCAGAGACAAAAACAGCAUCAGGUUCUAUGGAGCCUCGGGUCUAGUUCACUUUGAUGAAUAUGGCGACAGGAAUAUGGAUUAUUCUGUAUAUGACUUGCAAAAAAGUGACAAUGUGGUGAAGUUUGUGCCUGUUCUUAAUUUCGACAGUCAUACAAAAACGGUCAAAACAACACAGAGGUUUUCCAAUGUGGUCUGGCCAACAGGGAAACUUCCAACAGAUAACCCAGAGUGUGGCUUUGACAAUGAACUUUGUGAAUGGCUAAACAAUGAGAUAUACAUGGUUGUUCUGCUGGUGGCGGUGCCACUGAUUGGAGUGGCAGCACUGAUCUUCAUCACUCUGCUGACUGUGCAGAAGAUCCGUCUGCAGAACAGACUAGAGGACAACAACUGGUGGCUCAUCAACUACAGUGAUAUCACUAUCCUCAAAGAGCCUAAGGGAGGGCAGCCGUUGUCAAUAAGUACAACUCCCAGUAAAAGUGGAAGCGGUGGCUCUCAGACCAUCCUCUCCACCAACAGCUAUGGUUUAAAGGACACAAACGGCAAAGAGGCCAUCUACACCACAAUCGGUCUGCUCCAGGUACAAAUGGUCAAAGAGCCUACUUCACAGGGAAAUCAUGUAGGUAUCAAAUACCUGAAGAAUCAGCUUCCACGUGACCUCAAGAAGUCAUCGCUCAUUUCUGAGUUAAAUAUGAUGAAGGAGCUGAAACAUGAGAACUUGGUGCAGUUUUUCGGGGUGUGUAAUGAACCCCCCAACAUCUGCAUUGUCAUACAGUACUGCAAGAAAGGUAGCUUAAAGGACGUUCUCAGGAACAGUGAAAUUGAGCUGGACUGGAUGUUUAAACUGUCAUUUGCCUACGACAUUGUCAGUGGUAUGGAGUACAUACACAGGAGCAGUCUGAAAUCUCAUGGCAAUCUGAAGCCAACCACGUGUCUCGUGGACAGUCGGCUGCAGAUCAAACUCUCAGGCUUCGGCCUCUGGGAGUUCAAACAUGGGACCCAGCACAGACUAAUCCCUCUUGAGAACCCCAAAUAUGAAGAGAUGUACUGGAUUGCUCCAGAGCUUCUGAGGGAAGUUUGCCUUCCAUUCAAUGGCACUCAAAAAGGAGACGUGUUCAGCUUUGCUAUAAUUAUGCGAGAGCUGAUUUACAGUACAGAGGUGGGCCCUUAUCAUGACAUACAGCUGGAACCAAAAGAAAUCAUCAAGCAGCUGAGGACCCCUGUAGCAGGUGAGCCCCUCAGACCAACUCUGUCAGCUCAGAUGUGUGAUGAAGCUCUAGUUACCCUGCUGACUGCCUGCUGGAGUGAAAACCCAGACCAAAGACCCCCUUUCAGCUCCAUCAGGAGAGGCCUACGAGACAUCAGCCCUGACAGCCAUGCUAACAUCUUGGACAACAUGGUGAACAAGCUCGAGAAAUAUGCCAAUCACCUAGAGGAAGUGGUAGAGGAGCGGACCACUCAGCUCACUGUAGAAAAGGCCAGAGCAGAUAAACUUCUCUCUAGUAUGCUGCCCAGAUACAUAGCUGAGCAGCUAAUGGCAGGGAAGUCAGUGGAGCCCAGGAGUUACGACAUAGUGACCAUCUUUUUCUCUGACAUUGUGGGCUUCACCACCAUGUGUGCAAUCAGCUCAGCCCUGGAGGUGGUGACAGUCCUCAAUGACCUCUACAGCCUGUUUGACGAAAUCAUCAAACUCUAUGAUGUUUAUAAGGUGGAAACUAUAGGAGAUGCAUAUAUGGUUGCAAGUGGACUGCCCUUAGCCAAUGGCACCCGACAUGCAGAGGACAUCUCCAUUAUGGCCCUCCAUUUCCUCAGUGCCAUUAAAAGAUUCAAAAUCAGACACCUGCCCAAUGAGAAGCUGGCUCUGCGGAUUGGGAUCAACUCUGGUCCAGUGGUUGCCGGGGUGGUGGGCACUACAAUGCCCCGCUACUGCUUGUUUGGAGACACAGUGAAUACUGCUUCCAGGAUGGAAAGCAGCAGUUUGCCACUGAGGAUUCAUAUCUCUCAGAGCACCGCUGAUAUCCUCUUGAAGAUUGGCUCUUUUGAACUUGAGGAGAGGGGAGAGAUUGAGUUGAAGGGAAAAGGGCUUCAGAAGACGUUCUGGUUGAACAGUAAAGUAGGUCUGAAGUUUCCUCUUACGCCGCAGCACUAUGAUGCAGAAGCAUGUCCAGAACCAGCAGCAGAGCAGGAGACAAAUAAACCAAAUCAAACUACAACUGAUCCAGAGUGUAAAGAGAGAGGAAGAACACAGAGAACUCACACUGUGGGUAAAAUGCCUGGCAUUCACACGCUGACUGUUCCUGACAUCUAG